AUGGUCAGAGUUAGUCUGAGUAAAAAAAUGCAUACCUUUUAUACUACUACUACUACUACUACUACUACUACUACUACUACUACUACUACUACUACUACUACUACUACUACUACUACUACUACUACUACUACUACAAAUAGUAUAGUUGUCAUAAAUAAUGGACACCUCAGAAUGAGAAUUUCAAUAGACACUCAUCCAAAAUGUGCAUACCGAAAAUGA
Messenger RNA from Schistosoma turkestanicum, 219 nucleotides. NCBI's taxonomy places the organism in Eukaryota, Metazoa, Platyhelminthes, Trematoda, Strigeidida, Schistosomatidae. The record is from the annotation of a GenBank genome assembly.